Messenger RNA from Jaculus jaculus (lesser Egyptian jerboa), 714 nucleotides. Its product is annotated as cytochrome b5 domain-containing protein 1-like. The record is from RefSeq and is a predicted model, not a curated record. Bases 1 to 714 code for a protein of 237 amino acids. The transcript has a single exon. Lineage: Eukaryota; Metazoa; Chordata; Mammalia; Rodentia; Dipodidae.
AUGGCGGAAAGCGGCAGCCUGACCAAGGUGCAGCGGCGGGGCCUGGUGGCGGGUCCCGACUUCAGGACGUUCCAGCGCCAGUACUUCACGCCCGACGAGGUGGCGGAGCACAACCAGCCGUCGGACCUGUGGGUGUCGUACUUGGGUUACGUGUACGACCUGACGCCGCUGGCCCACCAGUUCCGCGGGGACCUGCUGAUGAAGCCCAUCCUGGAGGUGGCCGGCCAGGACAUCAGCCACUGGUUCGACCCGGUCACCAAGGACCUGCGCAGGCACGUGGACCCGCUGACGGGCUGCCCGCGCUACCGCACCCCGCGGGGCCGCUUCCUGCACGUGCCGCCGCCGCUGCCGCGCUCCGACUGGGCCAACGACUUCGGCUGGCCGUGGUGGAAGGAUGCGCGCUUCCGCGUGGGCAAGCUGUCGGCCAAGACGCGCGCCGUGCGCAUCGUCAACACGCUCACCGGGCAGGAGCACACGCUGCAGGUGGGCGCGCUCGAGUCCAUGUGGGAGAUCAUGCACCGCUACCUGCCCUACAACGUGCACGCCGCCAGCUACACGUGGAAGUACGAAGGCAGGAACCUGGACAUGAAACUGACCCUGGAGGGAAACGGGAUCCUGGACGAGGACGAGGAGUUUGACUUCCUCAACCUGGACGGCUCGCUCCACACGCCGGCCGUCCUGAUCUACUUCAAUGAUGACCUCACCGAGCUGUAG